Messenger RNA from Electrophorus electricus (electric eel), 792 nucleotides. Lineage: Eukaryota; Metazoa; Chordata; Actinopteri; Gymnotiformes; Gymnotidae. The record is from RefSeq and is a predicted model, not a curated record.
AUGUACCAAAUCAUUGUUAUGCUCUCAGUAAUUAUAUCAGUAAAAACGUCUGACAUCUCCGAGCUUCAAAUGAAAACAGUAAAGCAUGGAGACAAUAUUACCAUAAAGUGUGACCUCAACAUGGCUGAAGAAAACAAAAAUAAUCAUUUAGCCUGGUACAAGCAGAAUUUUGGAAAGCUGCCAGAGAAUAUUGUGAGAUCAUUUGGGGACACUAAAAAGUACAGAUUUGAUCCGGCAUUUAACAGUGGCCGCUUCAGUAUUAAUGUGGAUGGUGUUUUUGAUCUCAGCAUUAAUGAAAUUAAAGAAGAUGAUGUAGGAACAUAUUUGUGUGGAAAAAUAAGCACAAGUAUUAUAGAGUUUGUAUCUGGGGCCCUUUUGAUGUUUGAAGCUGAGAAGAAUGUCCGCAAUGCUCUGACUAAAAUGCUUAUCAAGAGGGGAGAAUCUAUCAUGCUGCAGUGUUCAGUACAAGCUGAUACUUCAAGCUGUAUAGGAAACUACAGUGUCUACUGGUUCAAACAUGGCUCAGGAGAAUCUGAUCCAGGAAUCAUUUACACACAUGUAGACAGCAGUGAUCAAUGUGAGAAGAGAUCUGAGGCUAGCUAUUCUACACAGAGUUGUGUGUACAAGCUCCCCAAGAUGAACCUCAGCCUCACUGAUACUGGAACUUACUACUGUGCUAUUGCUGCAUGUGGAAAGUUAAUCUUUGGGAAUGGAACUGCAGAUGAAGGUGCAUCUGAAGGUGUGACCUUUAAUAAUACUGGAGGCACAUUGGGAAGAAUGAAACUUCAUUGA